Messenger RNA from Condylura cristata (star-nosed mole), 2345 nucleotides. It is a transcript of the gene HBEGF, whose product is annotated as heparin-binding EGF-like growth factor. NCBI's taxonomy places the organism in Eukaryota, Metazoa, Chordata, Mammalia, Eulipotyphla, Talpidae. Gene Ontology annotation, biological process: positive regulation of cell population proliferation; positive regulation of mitotic nuclear division; epidermal growth factor receptor signaling pathway. Gene Ontology annotation, molecular function: heparin binding. The transcript is spliced from 6 exons. Bases 261 to 887 code for a protein of 208 amino acids. The record is from RefSeq and is a predicted model, not a curated record.
UACGCGCUGCACGCGGCUGACCAGCCUGACCAACGCUCAGGGCUGGGGUUGGGGCUGACCGAGGAACAGUGAGCAGACAGACAGGCGCCCAGUGGCCGCGAGCUCCGCGCAGGUCCCAGCCAGGCUUGCACCCAGAGGCCAACCGCAAACGGUGCGGGGCGGAAUCUUUUGCGCUCCGGCGGCCCCUGCUCCGGUGCCAGCGCCCGGUGGCCUCCGCCUCCAAAGUGCUUGCUGCCUUUCGCCUCCUCCGGUCCGGGACCAUGAAGCUGCUGCCGUCGGUGGUGCUGAAGCUCUUUUUGGCUGCAGUGUUCUCGGCCCUGGUGACCGGGGAGAGCUUGGAGCGGCUUCGGAGAGGGUUGGCAGCUGGAACCAGCAACCUGGACUCGCCCACUGAAUCAACGGAUCAGCUGCUGGCCUUGGGAGGCAGCCGGAGCCGGGAUGUCCAGGACUUGAAAGAUGCAGACCUGGACCUUUUCAGAGUUGCUUUCUCCUCCAAGCCACAAGCUCUGGCCACACCAAGCAAAGAGGAGCGUGGGAAAAGAAGGAAGAAGGGCAAAGGACAAGGGAAGAAGAGAGACCCGUGCCUCCGGAAAUACAAGGACUUCUGCAUCCACGGAGAAUGCAAAUACGUGAAGAAGCUCCGGGCCCCCUCCUGUGUCUGCCACUCAGGUUACCACGGAGAGAGGUGUCAUGGACUGAGCCUACCUGUGGAAAAUCGCUUGUAUACCUAUGACCACACGACCAUCCUGGCUGUGGUCGCUGUGGUGUUGUCAUCUGUCUGUCUGAUCGUCAUCGUGGGGCUUCUCAUAUUUAGGUACCACAGAAGAGGAGGCUAUGAUGUGGAGAAUGAAGAGAAAGUGAAGUUGGGCGUGACUACUUCCCACUGAGAGAGACCUGUGCUCAAGGAAUCAUCUGGGGAACGCUACCUCUGAGAAGACACAAGCUAAUUGCAGACUCUGCAGAGGGGAAGGGCUUCACAGCUAGCCAUGAAGACUCCCUUCGUCCCCAGUUGCUAUCUAGAUCAGGUCUCUCUCAUAAUAGCUUCACCAAAAUACCAGAGCCUUCAAGUGCCAAACAGAAUAUAUUCAACCGGAUCUGGGUCAGAAGAAAGCAGAAAUGAGAGACCUUCACGCCCUUCCGAUUCCCUUCCACCAAGCCCUACUUACCCCAUAAGUUUGUUUAAACUCUUAUCCUCUGGAUUCAAAUGCCAGUUAAAUUCCAUAUGCUCCAGGAUCUUUGACUGAAACAGAAAACGAAGAAGAAGGAGAGAAAGAAGGAAAGACCUGUGGACUGGGAGAAGUAACAAAGGCUGAGAAGCCAUGUAUUCAAGUAGCCACCAAGGGGUCUGCUAUUUGGACUCCCCUACCCCCAGCUCUGGAUUUGAUGAGCUAACUGUGAAAUACCACAAGCCUGAGAACUUUGAAUUUUGGGACUUUUACCAAGAUGGAAAAAUAACAACUAUUUUUUGUUUGUUUGUUUGUUUGUAAAAUGCCUCUUAAAUUAUAUAUUUAUUUUAUUCUAUGUAUGUUAAUUUAUUUAGUUUUUAACAAUCUAACAAUAAUAAUUCAAGUGCCUAGACUGUUACUUUGGCAAUUUCCUGGCCUUCCACCCGCAUCCCGACCAUCUGGCCCAGCUUCGCUCUUCUCUGCCGCCAAUCUGAGAUGGACUCUGUGACCUGUCUGUAGCCACCUAUCGUCUGUCCACAUUUCUGAAGAUCUUCCAUGAUCAGAGUGCCACCGGGGGACUUCUGUACGGUCAGGAUGUAGGAGUUGCCUUUGUGAGAUCCACUCUAUGAGUUGGACUGCAGUCUUGCCUAGGCAAUUUUGUCUACCUUUUGUGUUCUGAAAGCCCAAGGUGCUGAUGUCAAAGUGUAACAGAUACUGAUGUUUCCCUGUGUGUUCUCCGAAGAGGUUGGGCUGCCAUGUCUGAAGCUUUCCUGGGUCCUCACCCCCCGCCCCUGCCAUGGCCCCAGGCCCACAGAGUGGGAACUCAUUUUUCCUUGUGUCAAGACAUUUCUCUUACUCCUGCCAUUCUUCUGGUGCUCCUCCAUGCAGGGGUCAGGGCAGCAGAGCAUAGUCUAGAGAAGGUGUCAGCAAAGAAAAAGGCUGAGGAUGAACAGGAGACAUUGGAGCUGACAGUUCUUGGUAACUGAUAACCUACCAACCUACCAAAGGUUGGAGGUGAGGAAGGCUUUUGUGUAAACCCACCUUGACGAAACCACAAAGGUAUGCUGUCAUGGUCCUUUCUGGAAGUUUCUGGUGCCAUUUCUGAACUGUUACAAACUGUAUUUCCAAAACUGGUUCAUAUUUAUACUUUGCAAUCCAAAUAAAGAUAACCCUUACUCC